GCCCUCGAAGGUAAGAUUCCCGACAACGACACGCACGGCACACACGAAAUGGCCGACACCAAGACCGCCCCCACCAACCCCAUGCGAGAGCUCCGCAUCGAGAAGCUCGUCAUCAACAUCUCCGUUGGCGAGUCCGGUGAUCGCUUGACGCGAGCCUCGAAAGUCCUGGAGCAGCUCACGGGUCAGACGCCCGUGACCUCCAAGGCGCGCUACACCGUGCGCACGUUCGGCAUCCGUCGCAACGAAAAGAUCGCCGUGCAUGUCACCAUCCGCGGCCCCAAGGCCGAGGAGAUCCUCGAGCGCGGCCUGAAGGUCAAGGAGUACGAGCUCCGCCGCCGCAACUUCUCCGAGACCGGCAACUUUGGCUUCGGUAUUCAGGAGCACAUCGAUCUCGGUGCCCGGUACGACCCUGGUAUUGGUAUCUUUGGCAUGGAUUUCUACGUCGUCAUGGGCCGGCCAGGGAACCGUGUUGCGAAGAGGAGGGAAAGGACUGCGCGGAUUGGUCCUCAGCACCGGGUGAAGAAGGACGACACGAUGGCCUGGUUCAAGCAGCGAUUCGACGGUAUCAUCCUCAAAUGAUCGUCUCGCUUUUUGUUGUCUUCACUCGCUCUCCUAUGACUUAUAUCGUUACGCCAUGUACCAUGCAUGCCAUCCAAAAUGCACUCCAUUUUUCUCUCGGG
Heterobasidion irregulare TC 32-1 is the source of this 680-nucleotide messenger RNA. RefSeq lists its product as uncharacterized. Lineage: Eukaryota; Fungi; Basidiomycota; Agaricomycetes; Russulales; Bondarzewiaceae. The coding region runs from base 49 to 579 and encodes 176 amino acids. Gene Ontology annotation, cellular component: cytosolic large ribosomal subunit; ribosome. The transcript has 4 exons. The record is from RefSeq and is a predicted model, not a curated record. Gene Ontology annotation, molecular function: structural constituent of ribosome; RNA binding. Gene Ontology annotation, biological process: translation.